GCUUGGGUUUACGAUGGUUUACGAUUUGAUUGGUGCAUUUCUGUGGAUUUCUUCCGUGAACUCCGCUUGACUCGGUGUAGCGUGUGUGAAGAUUAUUUUUGUGCUUAUUUUGUUUGCCGUGACUGAAAAACUUAGCUACAAUGUCAUCAAAAACAAAAAAGAGUGUAACAUCUUCUACAAACAUUAGUGUGGUGUCUUCAGUGCAAAGCCCACCGCAAUCCAGCACUCCUGUUGGUAGCCGCCCUUCUAGCUCUGCCGGCCGGCCCAACAGUCCCCUAAGUCCAACAAGACACAGCCGUCUUCAGGAAAAAGAUGCCCUCCAAAAUCUCAAUGACCGUCUGGCGGCAUACAUCGACAAAGUCCGUCAACUGGAAAGUGAAAAUUCUGGACUACGCCGGGAGAUCCAAACCACACAGGAGGUGGUUACCCGCGAGGUUUCCAAUAUCAAGGGAAUGUACGAACAUGAGCUCCAGGAUGCCAGAAAAUUGUUAGAUGACACAUCUCGUGAGAAGGCCAAAUUGGAAAUUGAUUUGAAGAGGUUGUACGAGGAGAAUGACGAUCUGAAGAAGCGACUAGACAAAAAGACCAAAGACUGCACACAGGCAGAGAAUCUAGCGCGUCACUACGAGACCCGCUUCACAGAGGAAAGCAACAAAUACAACACAGCACUUGCUGAUAAGAAGAAAGCUCAAGAUGAAGCCAGAGAACUGGCCAAAGAACUGGAGAAACUGCGCAAGGUGUACGCCGAUACGCGCAAGACUUUGGAAGAGGAGAUGCUUUGCCGCAUCGACAUGGAGAACACCGUGCAGAGCCUCCGCGAGGAGCUGUCGUUCAAGGACCAGGUGUUCCAGCAGGAGCUUCAGGAGACCCGCACCCGCCGUCAAGUGGAAAUCUCCGAGAUUGACGGUCGCCUGGCCCAGCAGUAUGAAGCCAAGCUGCAGCAGAGUCUUCAAGAACUGCGUGAGCAGCAGGAGGCCAACAUCAAGGCCAACCGCGAUGACAUCGAGGCGCUCUAUGAGAACAAGAUGAAGAACCUGCAAGCCGCAGCCAACCGCAACAGCUCGGCGGCCACCGUCGCCGUGGAGGAGCUCCGCACUAUGCGCACGCGCAUCGACAGCCUCAACGCCACGCUCAACGACUUGGAGAACAAGAACGCUGCACUCAGUAACCGCUGCCGCGAGUUAGAGCGUCAACUGGAGUCUGAGCGUGCCCGCCACGCCGAAGACCUGGCGUCUCUGGAGCAGGAAUUAGCGCGCCUUCGUGACGAAAUGGCGGCCCAGCUGCGUGAAUACGCAACCCUCAUGGACAUCAAGAUCUCGCUCGACCACGAGAUCGCCACCUACCGCACACUGCUCGAGGGAGAGGAGGACAGGUUGAACCUAACAUCCCAGUCGCCCGGUCGCGAGUCCCGCGCCUCUGCCAGCGGGAGCGCCAGCGGUAGUCGCGGCACGCCCGGCCGUCGUGCUACGCCCCUCCGCGCCGCGCGUAAACGCACACUAUUGGAUGAGAGCGAGGAACGCAGCCUGCACGACUUUAGUGUCACCUCCAGCGCUAAGGGAGAUUUGGAAGUGGCUGAGGCAUGCCCAGAUGGCACCUUUGUCAAGAUCCGCAACAAGGGCAAGAAGGAGCAAAGCCUAGGCGGCUAUCAGAUCCUUCGCAAGGCUGGCGACCAAGAGACGGUGUUCAAGUUCCACCGCACCGUCAAGCUGGAGCCGGGCGCGGUGGCCACGGUGUGGUCGGCCGACGCGGGCGCCGACCACGACCCGCCGCGCGACAUCGUCAUGAAGGGACAGAAGUGGUUCGUGGCGGAUACAUUCACCACCACGCUGGUUAACAACGACCAGGAGGAGGUGGCAGUGUCGGAGCGGCAGCGGCGGCAGGUCAGCACGAGCGCACAGCGGCACCGCGAGCUGGCGCACAAGUACCCGCGCCGCGAACAGCUGGGCGAGAUCCGAGAGGGCGACGAGAACUGCCGCAUCAUGUAAGCCGACGCACCCGGUGCCUAGCUUCGCUGGAGCCAGCCAUUGUGCCCUGUGGGCAACCUCCUCACUCCUCACGCGAUAAUUUCUUUAGAAUGACAGAUGACAUCAAAACUACAAUAGUUUCAUACCAUUAUUAACAAAUACCGUGUACUCGCUGUCCGGUCCAUACUUUUCGAAUUGAAUUGUAUAGUGUCGUAAUUUUGUGUUCAAUUAAUAAUCAUAAGGUUUAUAGAUAACUAUGACUAAAAGAAAUAGAGUACGUAUACUAAAGCUUGUAUUCUGAAACGAAGCUCAAAAUUUACCUGAUCGAGAUUCAAAUCUGUGAUAGGUUGAAGUUAAAAACUUGUUAGAUAUCAAUCACAGGUUUGAUCUUUUCUUACAAGAUUUACGAGUACUUACUUGAGUGUCGUUUUAUAAUAUAGGCCUUACUUAGUUUGCAUACGCUUGCCGAUAUAGACAGCACAUGCACAUCAGAAUUCAUAUCGGCGAUGGUUGUGAAAUGAACCAUCUGCUGCGCUAAAGAAAUCAACCGCCUCAAGUUUUCACGCCGUUUAUGGCCUUUCCUACAUUUAAGUCGACGUACUGUGAACAAAGUACAAAUUCUCGUUCACGCUGAAGAGGGUAAGUAUACAAAUAUAAAUGUUUUAUUGUUUUAAAUCCCCACCCUCGUAAUGCACUAGUUUUAAGUAAUUUUAUAUCAGUAAUAAUAUAAUUUAAAUCCCAUCAGAUAACAGAUGAAUAAAAGUAGAUAAGAUCUACUAAUAUAAUCGUAAUCUUAGUGACACGACUAGAGAAGAUCAUUGUAUUAGGUUAAGGUUCAGUUGACAGUAUCAUACUGGCAUAAAAUUUAGUUUAAGGCCCAGAUUUCAUUGUAUUAAUUGCUAUUUUAAAACAGAUAAACAGGUGCAAGUCUCAAAUAAAAGGCUCUCAUAUUGUAAGGCAGUAAACAGCAUUUAUACAAGUUCUUUACCUAAAUAAUGUUUAUGAUACUUGGUCAAAAAUAAUGAAUUAUAGUUUUAGUUUUUUUUUUUUCUCUUUAGAAAUAAUUCACUUGGGUGUUUUUCUUUUCGUUUGUAAUCACAAAGAGGAUUGAAUCUGAUUCAUCUAACUACGAUGUCAUAUUUCGGUUAUUAAAUAAAUCAUGAGACCUUUUUAAUUUGGACUCGGUUUAUAUCUUCCAAGUGUAAAAUACCUAUUAUUACAAAAUAAAAUUCUAUUUAGGGUUAAA
This is a messenger RNA of Ostrinia nubilalis (European corn borer), 3210 nucleotides long. RefSeq names its product lamin-C-like. NCBI's taxonomy places the organism in Eukaryota, Metazoa, Arthropoda, Insecta, Lepidoptera, Crambidae. Bases 141 to 1985 code for a protein of 614 amino acids. Gene Ontology annotation, molecular function: structural constituent of cytoskeleton. Gene Ontology annotation, biological process: protein localization to nuclear envelope; nuclear envelope organization; nuclear pore localization. The record is from RefSeq and is a predicted model, not a curated record. Gene Ontology annotation, cellular component: nuclear envelope; nuclear lamina. The transcript is spliced from 10 exons.